AUGGCAACAACUACGCUCACCAAAUCUUUGCUCGGAUUUCCGAAACGGAUCACUCACGGAUCUUAUCAGAUCCGCACCUUACAAAAUGUAUCGCCUCCGCCCCGCCGAAAUGCCGAUUUCGCUUUCGCCUUCGAUAUUGAUGGCGUAUUGCUUCGGAGCUCUGAUGCACUCCCUCGUGCACAAAAAACCCUAUCGUAUCUUCGGGAACAGCGCAUCCCUUUUAUCCUUCUCACCAAUGGUGGGGGCAAGCACGAAUCGGAACGUGUAGCCGAGCUUAGCAUCAAGCUCAAAGUUCCCAUUGAUACUAGCAUGUUCGUUCAGAGCCACACACCCUUCGCCGACAUGGAAGACCUUAAAGGCAGGACUGUGAUGGUUGUGGGAGGGGAAGCAGACAAGUGCAGGACAGUCGCCGAGGCGUACGGGUUCAAGACGGUCGUUACCCCUGGCGAUAUCUUGGCCGCCCAUCCAGAAGUAUGGCCUUUUUCCCAGCAGCUGCUUCCGUAUUACAAGACCUUUGUACGCCCACUGCCUGCGCCCAUUGAUCCUGCCUCACCGUCAACUUCACUUCGUAUCGACGCCAUAUUUGUCUACAAUGACCCGCGAGAUUGGGGCUUGGAUGCGCAAAUUAUCAAGGAUGUGUUAUUGUCUGAACAAGGUAUUCUUGGAACGUUGUCGGCAAAGAAUGGUGAUGCUAGUCUGCCCAAUCGGGGCUAUCAACAAGAUGGACAACCGCCUCUGUAUUUCUCUAAUCCUGAUCUCUUGUGGGCAGCAAAGUAUCAUCUCCCCCGGCUAGGUCAAGGCGGAUUUCGUGAAGCCCUGGAAGGGAUAUGGGCAGCACUCACAGGAGGCAAAGCGCAGGGCAUCAAAUUGCAGAAAAUCAUUAUGGGAAAACCAUAUCAGCCCACCUAUGAGUUUGCGGAAAAGCUCCUUAUUGCGCACCGGCAACAAUUGUUACAACAGCCGCAAGAUGCGCUUGGCCAUCUAAGACGCGUCUACAUGGUUGGAGAUAACCCUGCUAGCGACAUUGCUGGUGGUAACAAUUACAAAAGUCCUUUCGGGACGGAUUGGGCCAGUAUUUUGGUGCAAACAGGUGUAUACAAAGCUGGCACGACACCAGCCUAUCAGCCGCGGAAGAUUGUAGGCGACGUAUGGGAUGCGGUCAAUCGCGACUUCCAAAAUGAGCCGCGACCCCAGCUUCACCAACUCGAUCUCACCGGCAAGACGCUACUUCUCUUGCCAGACAUCGCUCUGUUUGCUAUUUUCCUGCUCGUUUUCUCGCAUCUUUCUUCCCGCGCCAUAUCCUUCGGCAACUUCCUCUGUUUUCCUACCACACAGCUUCAUUCCAAACUGGCGACGAAAGCAGGGUCCCGCAGUGGCCGGCGUCAUCGCCGUGCUCCCGCGCCCGCUCACACCACGAAGGGUAGACUUCCACCACGCGCGUCAAUGCAGAGCAGUGGCGUUGACCAUUCACACAUCCGUGUGAUUCCCCAUCGCGGCAAUAGUGGCAAUACCGAGGACAAGUACGAUGAUGGCAUACCGACAUUCCGCUCGCCGUCUCUACAGUACGCCUCUUUACUUACUCCUCAAACACGUAUCUACGAGAAUUCCACGGCAGAGUCGCUGUCACAGGUCAAGACGUUCGCAGAUAUGGCUCGACGCUACCAUAAAAUAGACGAUAAGUUCGACAGUGAGCAACUGCUUUCCAACCCUGGACCUCUCGGUAGCAUCCUCAAACUUCAGUCACAUCGCAAGACCUGGCAACCAAUGCGCACGAGCGAUUUAAGCCACUGUGAGAACGCUGAAAAUGAUGCUUGUGAACCUUCAUUGGAAGUUCAUACGUCUACCCAUGAGUCUGGCUACAAUCACAUUGAUCUAGCUCUGCCUGCGAAGCCUUCGUUGCACUCUCAGAUCCAGUCGAUGCUCGAUAAUAGCACGGCUACCUCUCAAGCCUCCGACACAUUCUUUGGGGUGACGGGUGAUGAGAAUCACAUGAAAGCAUUACAUGCUAUACCUGGCCACAGCUAUGAGAGACUGUUUGGAAAGCUCCCUGAUCUUAUCCGCCUUCACGAGCAGACUGGUGACUUCGAUGGCCAAGUUGUUUUCAUUGGCCACCCGAAUAGAGAUGUUUCAGCCCAUCAAUGGUCAUCUAAUUCAUUUCAAUGGAUUAACAUUGGAAAAUAUGCUCAUGUCCGUGGAAAAGUGGAAGGUCCACUUAGUUCGGAUUGUCUCAGGCAGUACGAUGUUUCUCAUCACCCCAUUGAAUUCUUCAAGUGUGCUGCAAAGAACCGAGAAAGACAUGUUGUCGAGAAUGGAAGACAGGAUAUAAUCACUCAAUCCAGCAUGUCAGCGUCUACGUACGCCGACAGGGCAGCCAAAACAGUCCCGAUAGACAGCUACCCGUCGACACCAGAAUCGUCACAUAAUACAAUCACAAGGGAACAACUGGAGGACCCAUUUAUCGCGCAUAGCAAAUCUCUUAUCUCAGGUCAGACCUUACUCGACCGCCCCAAAGCAAGCAAAGUGAAAAUCAACGGCUCAUUGGAUUUCAAUUAUGAGUUCCCUUCGAGAGCAAAUACAUCCGUAACCCCGGGGCGCACCAACACAGAACACCACGGAAGCAGUGUGCCAGAACAUUUGCUGCAGAAAAAAUUGCAAGAAGUUACCUUUGGCGAGGAUGCCGGGAGUUACAUGGGAAACAAUGUGGGACGCCUCCCUACGCAGCAGCAAACCUCAAAAUACGCUUCCCUACACAAUGUAGAGGAGCACUGCAUACUUGAAGAAAAUGUCGUUAAACCCGACUUACCGGUCUCAUAUGCGCGUGCGUCAAUCGCAGGUCAUGUCGCAACUCUGAACGUACCGAAUUCCUAUGCAACGGCUCGGUCUCUGUUCCCUGCGUCGGGACUCACAGUGGCGAAUCCACGGCGAACGGGGCUAAAUGUUGCUAAAAUAAAAGGUUCUCAAUCGAAGAUGCAUGCUGCAAUUCCAGAAUCAGAAUCUUCUCACUCAGAAACGGCCCCUAUUAGCCCGGUCGCUGUCGCGCUCAUGUUCAGCGACCCUGAUGGUGUGAAACAGUCUCAGGAUUACGAGAUAGCAAAUGGGUUCAGCAAGCAAGCACCUACUGUUCAGAACCUGAAAGGACCCUUUUUCACGGACACGAAACCGACUACCAUAGACCCCACUGCGCAACUAUCGCUGCAUAUUGGGGAAGAAGAAAAACUCUCUACUUGGUUUCACGAUGGACAUCGCCCAGCACGGCAACAAGCAUAUGCUAAAAGCCUCAUGUUAACAGCGGUCUCGCUCGGAAGAGUUCGAGAUCGUGGAGCUGUUGGGGAAACUGUGGAUUCCGAGCCGUUCGCUGAGUACAGAAACACGCCUGCUUUUGUUCGUCUUUAUGAAAAUCUCUUGGAGUAUGUUGACGAACGUCGCAAUUGUACAGAAAGUCCCUACUUCGCGCGCGCCUGGAAGAAAGAAUCACAAGGCCCUGGCAUCAAGUGCGGCAGCAGCUAUGUCGACAAGUCAGCCCCUGGACAAACUAGAGCAGAAGGGAGAGGAGGCUAUCAGGCAGCACGAUACGGGAACCGCAGCAGAGGUUGUGUCUAG
Plenodomus lingam JN3 is the source of this 3600-nucleotide messenger RNA. RefSeq lists its product as uncharacterized. Lineage: Eukaryota; Fungi; Ascomycota; Dothideomycetes; Pleosporales; Leptosphaeriaceae. Gene Ontology annotation, cellular component: mitochondrion. Gene Ontology annotation, biological process: glycerophospholipid biosynthetic process. The record is from RefSeq and is a predicted model, not a curated record.